Molecule: messenger RNA, 4379 nt
Organism: Talpa occidentalis (Iberian mole)
Lineage: Eukaryota; Metazoa; Chordata; Mammalia; Eulipotyphla; Talpidae
Gene: SEC24D
Product: SEC24 homolog D, COPII coat complex component
Exons: 23
Coding region: 612-3704 (1030 amino acids)
Biological process (GO): endoplasmic reticulum to Golgi vesicle-mediated transport; intracellular protein transport; COPII-coated vesicle cargo loading
Cellular component (GO): COPII vesicle coat; endoplasmic reticulum exit site
Molecular function (GO): zinc ion binding; SNARE binding
Source: RefSeq, a predicted model, not a curated record
GUCCGGAGGGGAGGCGUGGGCAGUGGUUACCCGCCCCCCAUCUUUGGGACUUGGGAUGCAGGCACUGCCCGCUUGGGGUACCCCAGGGGAGCAGCCUGGGUUGUUCUCGUCUCCUUAUCAACUUAAUUUCCUCUUUGCCCGAGGAAGGGGAUGUUAGAAAUAAUCGUGGUUAAAAAUGGCAACUGUAGCUCAACGCUUCGGGGCAUCCUUCUAGGGAGCCCGGAGACGGGUUUGUGCAAACCCCAACUUGGUGUCCAGGGUGGUCAGUGCACCUGGGCGGGAGCUGUCGGGUUGACAGUGGGCGAGUGGGUUCUGCCGGGGUUGGGGCUCCCCAGAUUCUGAUCCUAGGCCUGCUCGUGCCAAGUGGCUUUCUGCCAUGUCGCCGCUUGAAGCUGAGUCAGGUUUCUGCAACUUGGUGCUCAGUGUGAGGAAGUUUGACGUGGCAAACUGGGUUGUUUGAGGAAGCAGAUUCCUCCCAGGACCAACGAAGAGGACCCGACUGCUUCCUGCUCUGUGGUGUGAACAUCCCUGCCUUUCCUUUCUGUCACUCAGCAACAGGCUGCUACGUAGGGUUCUUUUGUGGCUCUAUCCCUUGGAAUGAUAUUUUCAAAAUGAGUCAACAAGGUUAUGUGGCUACACCCCCUUAUUCUCAGUCCCAGCCUGGAAUAGGCCUUGCUCCUCCACAUUAUGGGCACUAUGGGGACCCAGCCCAUGCAGCCUCUCCACCAGGUAUGAUGAAGACAGCAGGGCCUGUGGGGCCUGCUGCCCCAGGGGGCAUGUUGCCUCCGGGCCCUCCACCUCCUGGGCCUCAUCAGUUUGGCCAGAAUGGAGCUCAUGCCUCAGGUCAUCCUCCCCAAAGAUUUCCAGGCCCUCCACCUGUCAACAGCGCGGCCCCAUCCUAUGCACCCUACCCACCCUCUACCCAGUCAUCUUAUCCGAGUCCUGCGUCUACUUCAUCCGUCAGUCAGCUGGGCAGUCAGCUCAAUGCUAUGCAGAUCAACAGCUACGGUUCAGGCAUGGCCCCAUCCACCCAGGGUCCCCCUGGCCCUCUGCCAGGGGCAUCAUUCCAGGGUCCCCCACGACCUCCACAGCCUUCCAUUUUGCAGCCCGGAUCUCAGGUUCUCCCACCACCGCCCACUGCACUAAAUGGCUCUGGAGCCCCACCCUUGCCUCCAUCAGCGCUCCCUGGGCCUCCACCUCCCAAUGCUCAGUACCAGCCUCCACCUCUUCCAGGACAGACCGUGGGCUCUGGAUAUCCUCCACCUCCGCAGCAAGGAGGCACCUUCGGCCCCCAGAUGGCUGGUGCACAGCUCUCCUACCCAGGAGGCUUCCCCGGAGGGCCUGCACAGAUGGCUGGCCCACCACAGCCCCCAAAGAAGCUGGACCCUGACUCCAUCCCCAGCCCGAUCCAGGUGAUCGAGAGUGACAGAGCUGCCAGAGGAGGGCAAGUUUAUGCCACCAACAUCAGAGGCCAGGUCCCGCCCCUGGUCACCACAGACUGUGUGAUACAAGACCAAGGCAAUGCCAGCCCCCGGUACAUCCGCUGCACGACCUACUGCUUCCCAUGCACAUCGGACAUGGCCAAGCAGGCUCAGCUCCCACUAGCUGCUGUCAUCAAACCCUUUGCCUCAAUUCCAUCAAAUGAGACUCCCCUUUACUUGGUAAAUCAUGGAGAGACUGGACCCGUCAGAUGCAACAGGUGCAAAGCCUACAUGUGCCCAUUUAUGCAAUUUAUUGAAGGAGGAAGGAGGUAUCAGUGUGGAUUUUGCAACUGUGUGAAUGACGUACCACCAUUCUAUUUCCAACAUCUGGACCACAUGGGAAGAAGACUGGACCACUAUGAGAAACCAGAGCUAUCACUGGGUUCUUAUGAAUUUGUUGCUACUUUGGAUUACUGCAGGAAGAAUAAGCCUCCCAACCCACCAGCCUUUAUCUUCAUGAUUGAUGUUUCAUAUAGUAACAUAAAGAAUGGACUUGUGAAGCUCAUCUGUGAAGAACUGAAGACCGUGCUGGAAAGACUUCCAAAGGAAGAGCAAGAAGAGACUUCUGCAAUUCGAGUUGGCUUUAUCACAUACAACAAAGUUCUUCAUUUCUUUAAUGUGAAGAGUAAUUUGGCCCAGCCACAGAUGAUGGUGGUGACUGAUGUUGGAGAGGUCUUUGUUCCUUUGUUAGAUGGUUUCCUUGUCAACUAUCAAGAAUCUCAAGCUGUGAUUCACAACUUACUGGACCAAAUUCCAGAGAUGUUUGCAGACUCUAAUGAAAACGAGACUGUCUUUGCUCCUGUCAUCCAGGCUGGCAUGGAAGCACUAAAGGCAGCAGACUGUCCUGGGAAGCUGUUCAUCUUCCAUUCCUCCCUGCCCACUGCAGAAGCACCAGGGAAACUCAAAAACAGAGAUGACAAAAAGCUCAUUAAUACAGACAAAGAGAAGACACUUUUCCAGCCCCAGACUACGGGGUAUGACUCACUGGCCAAGGAUUGUGUGGCUCACGGCUGCUGUGUGACGCUGUUCCUCUUCCCCAACCAGUACGUGGAUGUGGCCUCUCUGGGCCUUGUACCUCAACUCACAGGAGGAACCCUGUACAAAUAUAAUAACUUCCAGAUUCACUUGGAUAGCCAGCAAUUUCUGAAUGACCUCAGAAGUGAUAUAGAAAAGAAUAUAGGAUUUGAUGCUAUUAUGAGAGUUCGUACUAGCACAGGUUUCAGAGCCACAGACUUCUUUGGGGGAAUUUUUAUGAACAACACCACCGACGUGGAAAUGGCAGCCAUAGAUUGUGACAAAGCAGUGACUGUGGAAUUCAAGCAUGACGACAAACUCGGUGAAGACAGCGGAGCCUUAAUCCAGUGUGCUGUGCUCUACACAACUGUCAGUGGCCAGAGAAGACUUCGAAUUCACAACCUAGGCUUGAACUGCAGCUCCCAGUUGGCUGACGUCUACAAGAGCUGUGAGACAGAUGCCCUUAUCAAUUUCUUUGCCAAGUCAGCUUUUAAAGCCGUUCUACACCAGCCCUUGAAAGUCAUCCGAGAAAUUCUCGUUCAUCAAACUGCCCAUAUGCUGGCCUGUUACCGGAAAAACUGUGCGAGCCCAUCUGCAACUUCCCAGCUUAUUUUACCGGAUUCCAUGAAAGUAUUGCCAGUGUACAUGAAUAGUUUAUUAAAAAACUGUGUGCUGCUUGGCAGACCAGAGAUCUCAACAGAUGAGCGGGCAUACCAGAGGCAGCUGGUCAUGACCAUGGGUGUGGCCGACUCCCAGCUCUUCUUCUACCCACAGUUUCUGCCCAUACACACGUUAGAUGUCAAGAGCACAGCAUUACCUGCUGCUAUUCGUUGCUCUGAGUCCCGUCUUUCAGAAGAAGGAAUAUUCCUGUUGGCAAAUGGUCUAAACAUGUUUUUGUGGUUGGGAGUAAGCUGUCCGCCAGAACUAAUCCAAGGAAUAUUUAAUGUGCCAUCUUUUGCACAUGUUAACACACAUAUGACAUUACUGCCUGAGGUGGGAAACCCACAUUCUCAAACACUCAGAAUUAUAAUGAGCAUUAUCCAACAAAAGAGGCCAUAUUCAAUGAAGCUCACGAUAGUGAAGCAGCGAGAACAGCCAGAAAUGGUUUUCCGACAGUUCCUGGUAGAAGACAAAGGACUUUAUGGCGGAUCCUCUUAUGUAGAUUUCCUCUGUUGUGUCCACAAGGAGAUCUGUCAGCUGCUGAAUUAAUUGAACCUUCUUUGUUGUCGAUGUUGCAUUUCUGAGGAGAUCAUCUCCUUCUUGGUGCCUAAUUCUCUAGAUGCUAACAGGCUAGUUUUGAUUUCUUGCUCAUUUUCAGAAUAGCUUUCCAAUAUGGCAUUCAGCACUUCAGCUGUGGUGCUCAGGUAUAAAGCCAGUGAAGGCACAGUUGUACCUUAAAGGGAACAGUCUUAUUUCUGAUCGCACAAUUUUUAACUGUUGAACAGAUGCAGUUUGCAGUUCAUGAAAGGCAUAGUUUACAGAACUGUAAACAUUCUCAAUUUUCUUUAUUUGUGCUAAACAUAUAAAUUAUUUUUCCAAAUGUAUAGAUUUGGGGUAAAAAGUUGUCUUGCAGUGAGGGGAAAAAUUAAUUUUUACAUUAUACCUAAUUUUUUUAAACCAUGUGACCCCAUUAAACACAUUUUGCAACUGAAGGUUUGCAUAGCAGACUUUUAAUAACCUUGGAAUCUAUUUGGUAGGACAAUUUCUGUUCUACUCGUUUUUUUCAUAAUUAUAUGUUGUGUAUGUUAAAACUAUUUUCCAUUUGUUUUGUCUAUAAAACUGUCUUUAUCAAUAUUCUUAAUGGUUCUCUGUACAAUUUUGAAGGUUUCUACCUGUAUAUAAUGGAUCUUAACCAGUAUCAAUAAAUCACUUCAUAUGCUCUUA